This is a messenger RNA of Macaca mulatta (Rhesus monkey), 906 nucleotides long. The record is from RefSeq and is a predicted model, not a curated record. Lineage: Eukaryota; Metazoa; Chordata; Mammalia; Primates; Cercopithecidae.
GCAGCAAAUGAAUGAGGGACAGGGAUGGGUUGGGAGGUGGCCAGUCCCCUCCAGCCCCUGGAGGGCACGGGGCAGGGGAGCUGGGCUGAGCCAGCAGGAGCCCAGGGAGCCCGGUCUCUGCCUUCCUAUCCUGGAGGAAGGAGGCAGCGGGGACAGCCGCUGCGGCAGCACUCGAGCCAGCUCCAGCCCGCAGCUCGCAGGGAGAUCCAGCUCCGUCCUGCCCGCAGCAGCCCAACCCUGCACACCCACCAUGGAUGUCUUCAAGAAGGGCUUCUCCAUCGCCAAGGAGGGCGUGGUGGGUGCGGUGGAGAAGACCAAGCAGGGGGUGACGGAAGCAGCUGAGAAGACCAAGGAGGGGGUCAUGUAUGUGGGAACCAAGACCAAGGAGAAUGUUGUACACAGCGUGACCUCAGUGGCCGAGAAGACCAAGGAGCAGGCCAACGCCGUGAGCGAGGCUGUGGUGAGCAGCGUCAACACUGUGGCCGCCAAGACCGUGGAGGAGGCGGAGAACAUCGCGGUCACCUCCGGGGUGGUGCGCAAGGAGGACUUGAAGCCAUCUGCCCCCCAACAGGAGGGUGAGGCAGCCAAAGAGAAAGAGGAAGUGGCAGAGGAGGCCCAGAGUGGGGGAGACUAGAGGGCUACAGGCCAGCGCCGACGCCCUGAGGAAUGCUCCUCUGCCUUGGACACCAUCCCUUCCUAGCACAAGGAGUGCCCGCCUUGAGUGACCUGCGGCUGCCCACGCUCCUGCCCUUGUCCCUGGCCACCCUUGGCCUGUCCACCUGUGCUGCUGCACCGACCUCACUGCCCUCCCUUGGCCCCGCCCGCCCUCUGGUCCUUCUGACCCCACAUAUGCUGCUGUGAGUUUUUUUUUUAAUGAUUCCAAAUAAAACUUGAGCCCACUCCUGC